AUGGGUCUAUCAAUUGAAUCUAUUUCUCUUGAAAAUACUAAUGUUAUUACUUUAAAGGAUCAACCUGAUCUCAAACAGGAUCGGAUCGCUUAUCUCAGUGAUUGUUUCAAGAUGAAGGAUCUAGGUCCUUUGAAAUAUUUUUUGGGCAUAGAAGUUGCUCGUAGUGCUUCCGGUUUAUUUUUAUGUCAACGAAAAUAUAUGUUGAAUAUUAUUUCUGAGGCAGGUUUGUUAGGGGCAAAGCCGAGUGGUUUUCCCAUGGAGCAAAACCACAAGCUCGGUCGUGCCACAGGUGCGCUUCUUGAGGAUCCGACAGCGUAUCAGCGGCUGGUUGGUCGUUUGAUUUACCUAGGAGUAACUAGGCCGGAUCUCACAUACUGCGUUCAUAUCUUGUCUCAAUUUAUGCAAGAGCCGCGUAUUGAGCAUUGGGAAGCAGCUCUUCGUGUUGUUCGUUAUUUGAAAGGUACCCCGGGUCAGGGUAUCUUGUUGAGUGCUACUAGUGAUCUCACCUUGGAAGGUUGGUGUGAUUCAGAUUGGGCGGCAUUUCCUCUAACUCGUCGCUCUGUCACAGGUUGGUUGGUGUUUUUAGGCCAUUCGCCUAUUUCUUGGAAAACUAAAAAGCAACCAACUGUGGCAACGUCCUCUUGUGAUGUUGAGUACAGGUCUAUGUAUGCAGCUACUUGUGAGCUCAAAUGGCUUAAAGGUUUGUUGUUGAGUUUAGGUGUACAUCAUCCUAAGGCGAUCAAGUUAUUUUGUGAUAGUCAAUCUGCUUUGCACAUCGCAAAAAAUCCGGUCUUUCAUGAAAGGACCAAACAUAUUGAAGUUGAUUAUCACUUUGUUCGCGAUGCAAUUAUAGAUGGCUUGAUUUCUCCUUCAUAUGUUCCUACGACUACUCAAUUGGCCGACAUUUUCACGAAGGCUCUUGGGAAGUUACAGUUUGACCAUAUUUUGUCCAAGUUGGGCACUUAUGAUCCGGGUGCUCCAACUUGA
Molecule: messenger RNA, 987 nt
Organism: Amaranthus tricolor (Joseph's coat)
Lineage: Eukaryota; Viridiplantae; Streptophyta; Magnoliopsida; Caryophyllales; Amaranthaceae
Exons: 3
Coding region: 1-987 (328 amino acids)
Source: RefSeq, a predicted model, not a curated record